AAAUUUAAAAAUGAUUUAGAAAACAUUUGUCAAUCAGAAUCCAUGGAUCGAACAUCGCGUAGACGUGCUGGGCAACUAAUUAGCAGUAUGAAGGCCAAUAAGCGCAAGAAUAAUGAUGCUCUGUCAUCAACUGUGUUCAGCAACCAAGGCUCUGCGCUCAGCAAUAGCGGUACCAUCAUUGUAAACGUGAUUUCCGGAGCUAAAGAAGAUGAAGCCAAAAGAUAGAAGG
Molecule: messenger RNA, 229 nt
Organism: Gilbertella persicaria
Lineage: Eukaryota; Fungi; Mucoromycota; Mucoromycetes; Mucorales; Choanephoraceae
Exons: 3
Coding region: 43-225 (60 amino acids)
Source: RefSeq, a predicted model, not a curated record